This is a messenger RNA of Coturnix japonica (Japanese quail), 3731 nucleotides long. RefSeq names its product myoneurin (gene MYNN). Gene Ontology annotation, cellular component: nucleoplasm. Gene Ontology annotation, molecular function: protein binding; RNA polymerase II cis-regulatory region sequence-specific DNA binding; DNA-binding transcription repressor activity, RNA polymerase II-specific. Lineage: Eukaryota; Metazoa; Chordata; Aves; Galliformes; Phasianidae. The record is from RefSeq and is a predicted model, not a curated record. Gene Ontology annotation, biological process: regulation of immune system process; negative regulation of transcription by RNA polymerase II; regulation of cytokine production.
GGAAGUCUCAGUGCGGAAGCGGCGCUCGGCGUCACCGCAACAUGGCGGCCUGAGGCGGGGGCGUCGCUCCGCCGCUUGUCCUCAGGUGCGUGGGACGCCGCGCUGCGCCCAUAGCGGCACCGGGCCGGGCGUGGAGGUGGUGGUGGAAGCGGGACCCAGCGGGUUAAAGCCAUCGCUCUCCUCCCUUAGGACGGGCAGGCCGCGGCUCGCUGUCACCAUGCAGUACUCACACCACUGCGAGCACCUCCUGGAGCGGCUCAACAAGCAGCGCCAGGCCGGGUUCCUGUGCGACUGCACCGUGGUGAUCGGGGACAGUCAGUUCAAGGCGCAUCGCAACGUGCUCGCCUCCUUCAGCGAGUUCUUCGGAGCCUUCUACAGGGACGCGACCGACGGCACCGUCGUGUUGGAUCAGGCUCAAGUGAAGGCGGAUGGAUUCCAAAAGCUCCUGGAGUUUAUUUACACGGGAAACUUAAACCUUGACAGCUGGAAUGUUAAAGAAAUUCACCAGGCUGCCGACUAUCUCAAAGUAGAAGAAGUGGUCACCAAAUGCAAAAUAAAGAUGGAAGACUUUGCAUUUAUUGCUAAUCCCUCUUCUACAGAGACCUCCAGCAUCACUGGAAACAUUGAAAUGAACCAGCAGAGCUGCCUCCUGACCCUGCGAGAUUACAAUGAUCGGGACAAGGCAGAUAUUCCUCCCACAGAGUUGGUUCAACCUCAAGCAAAGAAAUCGCCUUUAGAAAAGAAAUCUGCUCAAACCAAAAAGCGAAAGAAGAACUUCAGCUCCCCAAAAAGCGUACAGAAUAAAUCGGUGCAAUACCAGAACGAUGUGACUGAGAACACAUCCAUUGAAAUGUUUUUGGAUGCGAAUAAGCUGGCGGCACAGAUAACAGAACAGGCUGCCCAGGGCAGCGAUAGCUCUGAAUUGCAGUUGGCAACCGUAGUGGAAAGUGAAACAUUGGCAGCACAGGAUAUUUUAGUUCAGACUAUUGCAGCAAAACAGAAACGGGGAAAGCCUCAGCAAAGCUGUGCACUGAAGGAGCACUGCAUGUCUAACAUUGCCAGCGACAAGAACGCUUACCAGCUGGAAAGUGCAGGAGAAGAGCUCGACCAGAAGUACUCCAAAGCAAAACCAGUGUGCAACACGUGUGGGAAAGUCUUCUCAGAAGCCAGUAGCCUCCGUCGCCACAUGAGGAUACACAAAGGAGUGAAACCAUACGUGUGCCAGCUCUGCGGGAAGGCGUUCACUCAGUGCAAUCAGCUGAAAACACAUGUAAGGACUCACACAGGAGAGAAGCCAUACAAAUGCGAGCUGUGUGACAAAGGCUUUGCUCAGAAGUGCCAGCUGGUGUUCCACAGUCGGAUGCAUCACGGAGAAGAGAAACCGUACAAAUGUGAUGUGUGCAAUCUGCAGUUUGCAACUUCAAGCAAUCUGAAGAUUCACGCCAGGAAGCACAGUGGUGAGAAGCCCUAUGUGUGUGAUCGCUGCGGUCAGCGCUUUGCUCAGGCCAGCACGCUCACCUACCAUGUGCGUCGCCACACCGGGGAGAAGCCUUACGUGUGUGACACCUGUGGAAAAGCCUUUGCUGUCUCAAGUUCUCUCAUCACCCAUUCCCGAAAACAUACAGGAGAGAAGCCGUAUAUCUGUGGCAUUUGUGGAAAGAGUUUUAUUUCCUCUGGAGAGCUCAAUAAACAUUUUCGGUCCCAUACAGGUGAAAGACCGUUCAUUUGUGAACUGUGUGGAAAUUCUUACACAGACAUAAAAAACCUUAAGAAGCACAAAACAAAAGUUCACACAGGAUCUGAAACGCCCCCUGAUUGCAAUACACUUGAUAAUUCUUUCCAUGAACAAGAAUCCCUUCAGAGUCAGAAGAGCCCUUUAUCAGAAUCCGUAGAUGUGAAACCCUCCGAGAUGUCUUUACCGCUUCCUCUUCCCAUUGGCACUGAAGACCAUCAGAUGCUUCUUCCUGUGGCAGGUAGUCAGUCCCCAUCGUCAGAGACGUUACUGAGAUCUGCUGUGACUGGAUAUUCAGAACCUCAGUUUAUUUUCUUGCAGCAAUUAUACUGACACUGCAGAGCCAGUGAGGUGUUCCAGCAGUGAACUCACACGAGUUACCUUUGGUAAAGAUGAACAUAAUCAAUCAAGUCACUUUCUGAAUUUUUCCUGUUUUUUUUUUUUUUUUCUCUCUGUAAAGACAGAUGUAAGGUGUUUCCAUUGUACUGUGCCGUCUUUUUUUGUUGUCGUUGUUGUUGAAUUGUGCUAAUCUACAAUCAACCUUCUGUUUGAAAUUAACACUUAUUUCCAGGAGAGACAUGAUUUCCAGCAAUGCCUGCCUUAAGGAUUCUCUGUUAAAUACCCUCAUGCAUUUUGGAAAUCUCCUACUAUGUUCCUGUUGAUCUGGUGUGUGACAUUAUCACCUGAGCAUUGGAGCAGGGAGCCAGGAGAGUUUGCUGGAGUCUCCUUGCUUGGAGAUCUUCAAGAGCUGCCAGGACGUGGUCCUAGGCAACCUGCCUUAGGUGGCUCUGCUUGAGCAAGGAGACCACACCAGACCUCCAGAGGUUCCUUCCUGCCUCAGUCCCUCUGUGAAUUGAGGACAAUUUAAGCCAUUUUUGGUAGUUUAAAUGUGUCAGUCCAGAGCUGUUGUUUUUUUGUUGUUUUCUUUUUAAGGGCGAAAGUCAUAAUUUGAAUGUGCUAAAAAGCUUGUACUUCUGCAACCUGAGGUCAUGUAAUGGUGUGUGAUGGCAGGUAGGCCAGUGCUGAGGGUCCUUCUCAAAGAAUUACUGCUGUCCAUCUUCAGCUGAGCAGAGGGAAAGAAAGCUCUGUGUUUAGGUCCCUGAUGGGACAAGUAAAGGAGAGUUUCUUUAGCAUGAUAACCCGGACAGUUCUAAUGGCAUAGAUACUUCUGUGUAUUCCUUCCAACAAGUCACUUGUCUUUAAAGCGAAUCUAGUGUUGUAACUUGUCCACAGUUUGUUUUUUUCACAUGUCUAAACUGUCCCAGAUCUGGCACAAAGCAGCAGCAUUUGCUCACCAGAAGAGCGAGAACACGCGUGUUGCAGAUGAGGUGAAAAGAUGCAUUGACUGAACUGUGAUGUGUGAACCGUAGCUUCAUAAUAAUCAUUUCUGUGCUUCUUGUGGUGCUAGACAGUAGGUUCAAAAGAAGAAACAAAUGCUGCCCUUCACUGUGAAAAUGCUACAUGAUGCUAUACGAGGGGACACUGAGGAACAAUACAACAGGGCAGAUUAAUAUUCUUCCAGGGAUUUGUUUCAACUCAAGUAUUUAUGUAUUAAUUUACCUUUCAUGUUGCAUAUCUGCAGUAACUGCACAUAAUUGGUAUCUAGCAAGACACUUGCAAAGGUAUGUUUUACUAUUAGCAAUUUAGAUGUGUUGUUUUUUUUAACAAGACAUUUUUAGGCUCUCUGUAGGAUCAUUAAAGACUGGUUGAGAGUAGGAGUACUUUUUUAUGCUCCAUUUUACCAGUUUGUGUCAUUAUCAUGAUGUAAGCAUUACCCAAGUAAUCAUGAAGUAGCAAGGAAACAGUCUUUUGACUGUACCAUCAAUGUAUUUAAAGGUAUCAUUUGUUGGUUAUUUCCUUGGUGCUAGCAUUUUAUUCCCACUGAUGCCUUGUGUCCAGACAUUGAUAAAUAGAAAAGCAUAGGAGAUACCUCUUAACUGUGUUUUACAUGGAGUAAAAUUAAUCUGCACCUUAAUUAAACAGCCUUGUGAAAAAGUUA